This is a messenger RNA of Seminavis robusta, 1182 nucleotides long. The record is from the annotation of a GenBank genome assembly. NCBI's taxonomy places the organism in Eukaryota, Bacillariophyta, Bacillariophyceae, Naviculales, Naviculaceae.
AUGAACCCUGCGCAAUUCAAGUCUAUGCCCAUUUCAGAUAUGAUUGGUUGGAACAAUGAUCAGAGAUUGGUAGAGACAGCUACCAACCAAACCGCGAGCUUGCCACGUCGCGAUGGCCAUGGUGAUGCCAGCGGUGGGGGCACGAAGAUUUCAAAGGAGAUGACACUUCUCCCUGAGGAUUUCAAGCCUGGUGAGCAUGAUGUCAUCUGUGGUAGGGGCAGGAACAUUUGGAACUCAAUUGGAAACAUCCGGUUCAGGCACCUUGUGGAGAGCAGGGUGGAGGAGUACAAAAAGGCAAGGACCAAGCUAGACAAGAGCACCAUUUUGUCUACUAUCGUUGCAGAGGUUCGAACUCGUUCCCCGAUCGGAGGCUUCAUCCGCAAGGACCCCAAGACAGGCCGUUGGUCAGAGGUGGGAGAUUUCUUGGCAAGAGAAAAGGUAUCCCAAUCAUUCCGGGAUGUCCUCAGUGACUCGUAUCGAAGCAGCAACAAAACAAAGAGACAAAGGCGAAUUGAAGAACAAGCAAGGUCUGCUGAAAUCAAUUCCGAAAUGCAACGAAUUGCAAUGGAGCAGUUGCGAAGUGGUCAAACCGACAAAAGCCUCUAUGAGAUUAUCUGCCAGCAACAGUCUAUGCUCGACCAAACAAAGCCAGAAAAGAAAGACACCAGCAGCCCCAGCAAUGAGCUUCGCGAGGAUGUCCAGCGCAAGGGUAUCUUGCAACUAUCGGAGGCAAAUCUUUCCCACACCUCCACCAUGGCACCCGUUGCGACAGCCCCAGUCGGUAGGAUCUCCAUAAGCCCUUUCCCCGUGUCACUGAACAGCUUCCAGGAUGUUGAUACCGACCGGACCACCUACGACAACUCCUUUGCCGACUACAUGCAGCGGGCAUUCGAUGUGGGCAACAGCUUUGACGUCACAAAUAGCGCACUAGACUCAGGAACGACACAUUCAAUGCUUCCUUUCAAUGAUCUCCAACAAGCAUUCCAAGACACACCUAACGUGGGUAUUCUGAACUCUACAAGCAGCACACAACAGAGCAACAUGGGAGAUCAAAACUUAACACUUCGUUUGGCCGCUGUCCUUGGCUUCAACGAAAAUGCAGUGAGGGACGACGAUCCUUUUGAACCCGUACCAUUGCCACCUGAUGUUCUUGCAGGUGAUAUUGACAAUCUCUUCGCCUAA